Molecule: messenger RNA, 870 nt
Organism: Drosophila busckii
Lineage: Eukaryota; Metazoa; Arthropoda; Insecta; Diptera; Drosophilidae
Gene: Tim17b2
Product: mitochondrial import inner membrane translocase subunit Tim17-B
Exons: 1
Coding region: 137-676 (179 amino acids)
Biological process (GO): protein import into mitochondrial matrix
Cellular component (GO): mitochondrial inner membrane; TIM23 mitochondrial import inner membrane translocase complex
Molecular function (GO): transmembrane protein transporter activity
Source: RefSeq, a predicted model, not a curated record
GUCAUGUUCAAUGUUGCCAGCACAUUAAGUCAAAACAAAAAUCUGUCAAAAACACAAAAUACACAGCACCGGCCAAGCAUUAAGUAUAAAUUUUCAAUUCAUUUUCAACAGUUGUUUAGCGCAGUGAAGGAGGAGCAUGGAGGAAUAUUCGCGAGAGCCGUGUCCCUAUCGCAUUGUGGACGACUCAGGUGGCGCCUUUGCCAUGGGCUGCUUUGGUGGCGGCAUCUUUCAGGCCAUCAAAGGAUUCCGCAAUGCACCCGAAGGCUUUGCGCGUCGCCUCAUCGGCUCAGUGGUGGCGGUCAAGACACGCUCGCCGGUCAUAGCGGGCAACUUUGCAGCUUGGGGCGGCAUGUUCAGCACAAUCGACUGCACCCUGGUGCACUUUCGCAAGAAGGAAGAUCCCUGGAACUCCAUCAUAAGCGGCGCUGCCACCGGCGGCAUUCUGGCAGCGCGCAAUGGCCUGGCCUCCAUGGCUGGCAGCGCCAUUAUCGGUGGCAUUUUGCUCUCACUGAUUGAGGGCGUGGGCAUUUUACUCACUCGCAUCUCGGCGGAUCAGUUUCGCAAUCCGGGUCCACCAAUCGAUGCGCCAGAUGCCAAUCUAGCCAUGUUAGAUGCAGACUCCAGCAAUUGCCAUUCGGCUUUGGCUCACGCACACCGAAUGUCAAUUCCUAAUUAGAAGACGCUAAGCUGUGAGCAUUGAUUUGGUUUUAGAGCAAAACGGUUGAGCUGAAAUGUGGUUUUGUGUGUUUUAAUGCAUUUUAUGUGGUCGAACCUUUAAUUCAACGAAAAACAAAUUGUAAGUCUGCGUCAAGCUAGGCCCAAACCAAUAAAUUAGGCAAUACAAAUUGAUUUUAAACUAAAAAGUCAUUU